Molecule: messenger RNA, 1348 nt
Organism: Octopus bimaculoides (California two-spot octopus)
Lineage: Eukaryota; Metazoa; Mollusca; Cephalopoda; Octopoda; Octopodidae
Product: juxtaposed with another zinc finger protein 1
Cellular component (GO): nucleus
Source: RefSeq, a predicted model, not a curated record
AUGUCUUAUUGUUCCAUCUGUGUUGGCCAUCACUGGGGAACAACAGCAACCCUUCUUCUUGUUGAUGUAGGUCACACCCCUUUUGGAAGUAUGUUCCAUGACCUUUGCGAGAUAGUGAGUUUGGAUGUGGUGAGCCUAUUUACCAAGAAUCUCACAGAUGAGGCUCUAUCGGUAGUUGGAGAUAUCAUGAAAUUGAAUUCUUCAAUUGGAGAAUGUACCAGUGAUCCAAAAGAUAGCUUGAUGGAGAUUCAAAUUUUAAGAAUAUCAGCAGAUGCUGCUAAAAGGGCACAAGCUGAGUUGAUCCGAAAGCGGUCCCGCGCUCAAUCCCCCGUGUGUUCUCCUUCAAAUAAUGAAGUCAACCAUUCCAAAACUGCUCUUGUGUUGAACGUUGAACAGUCUAGCAUGCAGUCAUCGCCAACUACUACUUAUACGCGAAGUAACUCUACGACAGGAAGUGAAUUUGAUGAAGAAGAAGUAAGUGAAAAUGAAGACAGUGAUGAUUCUUGGACCAAUCAGGAAGAGUUCUCGUCUGAUCUAAUUUUAAGCAUGAAGAACAUGAAAGAAGUGGAUGGAGAUAAACCAUUUAGAUGUCCUGUACCAGGUUGUAAAAAACGGUAUAAGAAUAUCAAUGGAAUCAAGUAUCAUGCACGACAUGGUCACCGCAAGGACGCACGAGUAAGGAAAGGUUACCGGUGUCAUUGUGGAAAAAGCUACAAAACUCCUCAAGGUUUACGCAGUCACAACAUUAACCACCAUCCUGCGUUUGACAUUCUCUCUUUAUCACAACAGAACUGCACACCACAACAAGUGCAAUCCUUACAACUGCCAACACAACAACAACCACCACAACAACAACCACAACAGCAGCAGCAGCAGCCACCAGUGCGACCAACACAUUUGACGGUGUCGCCAGCCAAGCCCUCUGCUGCGCAACUGACUUGCACAACUUCGACGGCUGCCGUCAGUACGCCUUCGAUUACGCCAACAAAUCUCACAUCAGUUAGCCCGUCAUUAGCUGCUGCCCUUUCGCAGACAAUGCUAACACCAUCCCAGCUGAUGGCUCAGCUGCCGUCCGGCAUUCCCUCAAUGUCAGUUCCGUCAGCUAAUUCUGCUCCGUCUGUUGGUCAUGUUCAGUUGAUUAGCCAACCGGCUGCGCUCGUCACUACUGCAGCAUAUGAGAAGUGAAACUUGAAAAACUUGCAAAAAAAAAAACACAAAAAAAAAAGUAAGAAACACAAUAUUUUUUUUGUGCUUGUUGAAUAUUUAAAUUCAACAGCAAAAACCAAAAAAAAUCUCACUCUCUCCCACCCACCCCAACACCCAUAUUAUAUACAAAAAAGAAAAAAAA